Messenger RNA from Uncinocarpus reesii 1704, 2079 nucleotides. RefSeq names its product cysteinyl-tRNA synthetase. Gene Ontology annotation, biological process: cysteinyl-tRNA aminoacylation. The transcript is spliced from 3 exons. Bases 1 to 2079 code for a protein of 692 amino acids. Gene Ontology annotation, molecular function: ATP binding; cysteine-tRNA ligase activity. Gene Ontology annotation, cellular component: cytoplasm. The record is from RefSeq and is a predicted model, not a curated record. NCBI's taxonomy places the organism in Eukaryota, Fungi, Ascomycota, Eurotiomycetes, Onygenales, Onygenaceae.
AUGGCUGCCCCGCGUGAGCAACCGCCGUGGAAGCAGCCGUCAGCAACCCCGGAGUUGACGUCGAGGCUGCCGCCACUGAAAAUAUGGAACUCGUUGACUCGAUCCAAAGUCCCGUUCGUUCCCCUCGACCCCGAGGGCAGGAAAGUGACAUGGUAUGCUUGCGGUCCGACGGUCUACGAUGAUGCGCACUUGGGCCAUGCGCGAAACUACGUGAGCACGGAUAUUCUGAGAAGGCUGCUGCGGGACUACUUCAAGUUUGAUGUGAGAUUUAUUAUGAACAUCACGGACGUGGACGACAAGCCUGACACAAAGGCCGACGUUAUGCUGGCAUAUUUGGACAAAUUGCAUGGAUCAUCAAUUUGCGGCGAGGACUACUCGAUUUUCACAAAGCUGACGAAGAGAUUCGAGGAUCGGUUCAUGGCUGAUGCGCGUGCCUUGAAUAUUAUAGAUGCGGACGAAGUCACCAGAGUGUCAGAGUUUAUCCCUGAGAUCGUCAGCUUCGUUGAGCAAAUAGUUCAGCAUAACUUUGCGUACGUGACCGGCGAUGGAUCCGUCUAUUUCGACAUCGCUGCUUUUGAGACUGUUGGUAAUCAUUAUGCCCGAUUGGAACCGUGGAAUAGGAACGAUACAGCGCUCCAAGCAGAUGGCGAAGGCGCAUUGAUCAACAAAAGUAUAGAGAAGCGGUCCAAAGCAGAUUUUGCACUUUGGAAAGCGUCAAAGCCCGGUGAACCAAGCUGGCCUAGCCCUUGGGGUCCCGGUCGCCCCGGAUGGCAUAUCGAAUGCUCUGCGAUGGCAUCCGCACGACUAGGGAAACAAAUGGAUAUUCAUUCCGGUGGCAUUGACUUGGCCUUUCCACACCACGACAACGAGUUGGCACAGAGUGAAGCGUAUUGGCACAAGGGUUGUAGCCAUGACCAAUGGGUCAACUAUUUCCUCCACAUGGGCCACUUGUCGAUUCAGGGGUCAAAGAUGUCCAAGUCACUGAAGAAUUUUACCACUAUUCGCGAGGCUCUCGAAAGGGGUGAUUGGACCCCGAGAAGCCUUCGGAUCGUUUUCCUGAUGGGCAGCUGGGCUGAUGGCAUUGAAAUCACGGAGGACCUGGUCAAAGCAGGAAAUGCAUGGGAAGAAAAACUGAACAACUUCUUCCUCAGUGUGAGAAACUCCUCUGAGACCAUGACGCCGUCGUCGACAGACGAUUCGUUAGCAGAUCAAUUGAAAGCAGCCCAGAAAGCGGUGCAUGAAAGCCUGUGUGAUUCAUUCAAUACAGCGGGUGCCAUGAUCGCAAUAUCGGGGCUCGUUACGCAAUACAACAGCGCAGACAAAUCCACUCUAAAUCCCCAGCAUAUCAAAGACGUUGCUAAAUGGGUUACAUCAAUAGUCAAUAUACUAGGACUUAAUGGCUCUGCGGGACCAGAUUCGGAAGAGAUCGGUUGGUCUGGCAUCGAAGUUCCGGAAGCGGCGAAGCCCUACCUUUAUCCCCUAUCUACCAUGAGAGAUAACCUCCGAGAAAGCGCUCGAAGCAAAACAGGCUUUUCAAUCGAUGUGAUAAAGUCCGUUGCUGCGAAAGGAGAGGAGGCCCUGAAGCAGAACGCGCAUGCGUCUGAGGAGGCUAAGCCAUAUCAGAGAGUCCUAAGCGAUUUCUGCACCAAACUUGAUUCUUUCGAACCUUCUGAUACCAUAUCCAAAGAAGUUUUGGCCCUUUGCGACCGGUUGCGUGAUGUUGAUCUUUUUGAUCUUGGUGUCUACCUUGAGGAUCGACACGAACAACCGGCGGUUGUGCGCACAGUCUCGAGAGAGUUGAUGGCCGCAAGGGAGGAGAAGGUCGCCAGAGCAAGAAAGAAGCAGCUAGAGAAGGAGGCCAGGGAGAAAGAAGCCCAAGAAAAAGCCCAAAGGGGCAGACUUAGCCACCUCCUCAUGUUCCGCACCAACGAAUACAGUGCCUGGGAUGAGAAUGGCAUCCCGACCAAGGAUGCCGCUGGCGAGGAUUUGAAUAAGAGUAAGGGUAAAAAACUAAAAAAGGAAUGGGAAAGACAGAAGAGGGAGCAUGAGGCAUGGUUGGCCAGACAAAACGGGUCAUGA